Messenger RNA from Oncorhynchus kisutch (coho salmon), 2694 nucleotides. Its product is annotated as NLR family CARD domain-containing protein 3-like. The transcript is spliced from 4 exons. The annotation marks the transcript as partial. Gene Ontology annotation, molecular function: protein binding. The record is from RefSeq and is a predicted model, not a curated record. NCBI's taxonomy places the organism in Eukaryota, Metazoa, Chordata, Actinopteri, Salmoniformes, Salmonidae.
GAGAAAAUUAUGACAUUUGUGAAGAACGAGCUGAAGAUGUUCAAGAGGAUUCUUAGUCCAGAACUCCCAGAAGGCUUUGAGAGUCAGAAUCAGGAUAAGGAAGUGGUGGAUGCUGAAGAUGAGCAGCAGGAGAGCAGUGCCAGAAAGGGGGCUCUGAAGAUCACACUGCACAUCCUGAGGAAAAUGAACCAGAAGGAGCUUGCUGACACACUGGAGAAAUGUGAGCUUGCUGUGAUUUGCCAACGUGAACUCAAAUCUAGUCUAAAGAAGAAGUUUCAAUGUGUAUUUGAGGGGAUCGCUAAACAAGGAAACCCAACACUUCUCAAUAAGAUCUACACAGAGCUCUACAUCACAGAGGGUGGAACAGGAGAUGUCAAUAAUGAACAUGAGCUGAGACAGAUUCAGACAACAACCAGGAAACAAGCAAGACCAGAGACUGCAAUCAAAUGUAACGACAUCUUCAAACCCUUAACUGGACAAGACAAACCUAUCAGAACUGUGCUGACAAAGGGAGUCGCUGGCAUUGGAAAAACAGUCUCUGUGCAGAAGUUCAUUCUGGACUGGGCUGAAGGAAAAGCAAAUCAGGAUGUCCAAUUUGUAUUUUCAUUCCCUUUUCGGGAGCUGAAUUUGAUGAAAGAGGACAAACACACUUUCAUUGAACUUCUCAAUCACUUCUCAAUGGAAACCAAACAAUCAGGAAUCUCCAACUACAACAAGUACAAAAUUCUGCUCAUCUUUGAUGGUCUGGAUGAGUGCCGACUGCCCCUAGACUUCCAGAAGAACAAGAUCUGUUGGGAUGUCACAGAGUCAACCUCAGUGGAUGUUCUGCUGACAAAUCUCAUCAAGGGACAUCUGCUUCCCUCUGCUCUCCUCUGGAUAACUACCCGACCUGCAGCAGCCAAUAAGAUCCCUUCAGGGUGUGUUGACCAGGUGACAGAGGUACGAGGGUUCAAUGACCCACAGAAGGAGGAGUACUUCAGGAAGAGAUUCAGUGAUGAGGACCUGGCCAACAGAAUCAUCUCACACAUAAAGACAUCAAGGAGCCUCCACAUCAUGUGCCACAUUCCAGUCUUCUGUUGGAUUUCUGCAACAGUCCUUGAACACAUGCUGAAACAGAAGAGAGAAGAGAUGCCCAAGACUCUGACUGAGAUGUACACACACCUUGUGGAGUUUCAUACCAAACAGAAGAAUGAAAAGUAUCUUGGGAAAGAAGAGACAGGUCCACACUGGAAUAAAGAGAGCAUUCUGUCACUGGGAAAACUGGCUUUUCAACAGCUUGUGAAGGGCAAUCUGAUUUUCUAUGAAGAAGACCUGAAAGAGGCUGGCAUUGAUGUCAACGAAGCCUCAGUGUACUCAGGAUUGUGCACACAGCUCUUUAAAGAGGAAUGUGGGCUGUACCAGGACAAGGUGUACUGCUUUGUUCAUCUGAGCAUUCAGGAGUUUCUGGCUGCUGUAUAUGUGUUCCUCUCAUUCAUCAACAACAAUGAGAAUCUAAUGGAUGAACUGCAAACUAGAUCCAGGAACUUUUCUGUGAGGAUCAAACAAAGGCGUAAAGUUACUUUCUACAAGAGUGCUGUGGAUAAAGCCUUACAAAGUGAGACGGGAAACCUGGACCUUUUCCUCCGCUUCCUUCUGGGCCUCUCACUGGAGUCCAAUCAGAAGCACUUACAAGGUCUACUGACAAAGACAAGAAGCAGCUCACAGAGCCAUGAAGAAACAGUGAAGUACAUCAAGGAGAAGAUCGGGGAGAAUCUCUCUCCAGAGAGGAGCAUCAAUCUGUUCCACUGUCUGAAUGAACUGAAUGACCAUUCUCUAGUGGAGGAGAUCCAAAGCUACCUGAGAUCAGGAAGUUUCUCAGAAGAUGAACUGUCACCUGAUCAGUGGUCAGCUCUGGUCUUUGUGUUGCUGACUUCAGAACAGGAGCUGGAUGUGUUUGACCUGAAGAAAUACUCCAGAUCAGAGGAAGGUCUUCUGAGGCUGCUGCCAGUGGUCAAAGCCUCCAGAGCUGCUCUGCUGUCAGGCUGUGGAGUCACAGAGGAAGGCUGUGCUUCUCUGGUCUCAGCUCUGGAGUCAAACCCCUCACACCUGAGAGAGCUGGACCUGAGUAACAAUGAUCUGAAGGAUUCAGGAGUGAAGCUGCUCUCUGCUGGACUGGAGAAUCCCCACUGUAAACUCACACUGGACCUAAACACAGUAAACAGACUCCUCUCUCUGUCUGAGGAGAACAGAAAGGUGACAUGUAGGAGAGAGAAGCUGCCGUAUCCUGAUCACCCAGAGAGAUUUGAGGACCGUAGACAAGUGCUGUGUAGAGAGGGUCUGACUGGGCGCUGUUACUGGGAGGUAGAGUGGAGUGGGAUAAUGGGGGCUGUUAUAGGAGUGACAUAUAAAGGAAUCAGCAGGAGAGGAGGGGGUAAGGAAUGUUGGCUUGGAUACAAUGACAAGUCCUGGAGUCUGUUCUGCUCUGACAACAGUUACAUUGCCAGGCACAACAAUAAUCCCACUACCAUAGACGUCCCCUCCUCCAGAUCCCACAGAGUAGGAGUGUAUCUGGACUGGCCAGCCGGCACUCUGUCCUUCUAUAGAGCCUCUUCUGACACACUGACCCACCUGAUCACAUUCACCUCUACAUUCACUGAGCCCCUCUAUCCAGGGUUUAGGGUAUAUGAUGACUCCUCAGUGUCCCUGUGCCAGUGA